UGCGCACAGUCGGUGCCUUGGUGACCCCGCUGCGAUAAUGGAUGGUCAGAAGUUCUGCCUCAAGUGGGAUGGGUUCCAGAGCAGUGUCACCUCUCUGUUUGACCACCUCCGACAAGAUGAGGAGCUGGUGGACAUCACUCUGUGCUGUGAAGGCCAGAAAGUCAGGGCACACAGAAUGAUGCUGUCUGCAUGCAGUCCAUACUUCAGGGAUCUCCUAAAAAACAACCCGUGUCAGCAGAUGGUGUUCUUCCUGAAGGACACGUCGGCCGCCGACCUACGUGCCAUCAUCGAGUUUAUGUACAAGGGCAGUGUGAACGUGGCCCAGAGCCAGCUGGCCAGCUUCAUCAAGACGGCGGAGAUGCUGCAGAUUCGCGGUCUCAGCGGCGAUGACGACAAGGCUGCCGCCUCGCCGCCUCCGCCGGACGGCGUCAAGGUGGAGAAGGUGGACCUGACGGAGGAUGAUGACGGUGACGUCAGCCUGGACGCCACGCUCGGCUAUGUGGCCGAAUACGAGGGCAGCUACGGCGAGCCGGACCUCUCCGUCAGCGCUUUGGUGGCCGGCGGCGCCACGGCGGCAGCGGCGGGCGGGCAGCCGGGACCGUCGCAGCGACCUCUGGAUGACACCGGACCGCCAGGUUCCGUCUCCUGCGAUCUGUGCGGCAGAAUGUUCUCCCACACCGGCUCUUUGAAGCUCCACAAAAAAGUGCACCAGGGACUGACAACGUGUGUCAUCUGCGGCAAAGUGCAAAACAGAGUGUUCGACUUGCGAGUGCAUCUUCGCACAGUGCACAAGCUAUCCAAGGAAGACAUAGCUAGUAUCGUUCCGAAUCGUAAUCGGUAACCGGUAGACUACCGUCUUACCCGCGGUCAUGGCAGCCUGUGUGAAAGCUGGGUUCGAAGAGUUAAAUGGCUUGUACGAGAUUUCCACAUCACAAGGAAUUAAGUUUUACCGAUAUUUACAUGGACGUAACUUGUUUAUGGUU
This is a messenger RNA of Pollicipes pollicipes, 983 nucleotides long. RefSeq names its product sex determination protein fruitless. Gene Ontology annotation, biological process: regulation of transcription by RNA polymerase II. The record is from RefSeq and is a predicted model, not a curated record. The coding region runs from base 38 to 841 and encodes 267 amino acids. NCBI's taxonomy places the organism in Eukaryota, Metazoa, Arthropoda, Thecostraca, Pollicipedomorpha, Pollicipedidae. Gene Ontology annotation, cellular component: nucleus. Gene Ontology annotation, molecular function: protein binding. The transcript has 6 exons.